ACGCAAAAUCUUUUUUCAAAUCAGAACGAACCCGACUAACCAAAGGGUGUAUCUUGCUCUCUGCCUUCACCUUCUAUAUAUAUCGAUGUCGUGUUUGUAGGACGCUUUUGGGGAGCGCAAAAUUAUUUUAAUAUCAAUUAUAAAACCAAAUGUAACCCGGUCACGGAUCUACAGUUGACUAACAUAUUUGCAACGGUGAGUUACAAAACAUUUCUUUCAAAACGACGGGGUAAUACACUGUUCUUAUUUACCCAAAUCCUGCUUUAGGAAAUACCUACUGUACGUAGCUUUGAAUAGAUACAUUAUAUUGUUUAUUUUCCCUUACAGCAAAUCCAUAUGUAUUAGAAGUUAUACUCGGAGUACAGCGUCAUUUUUAAUUGUGCAGAUCUAUUUCUGAUGAACUUCCUUUGUAGACUGACAUAUUGGUAAUACACGCGGUAUGCUUAUAAGGAAAAUACCUAUCCAGCUGUUCUUAGAUCUGUCAGGUAAGCCUAUUGGCAAUUUCUGGCCAGAGAAAUGCACCCUAAUGUAUACACCUGCUAUGGCACUUUGAAAUGUACCUGUCCAAGUCUUCUCAUUCCAGGCGUGGUGGGACUCUGGGCCAACUCCAGACUCCAGAACCAGCAGGAUCAGAACAUGGAAUCCAGAAUAGUGUCCACCCCAAGGAUUACUCUGACGGGGAAGACUGGAACAAAGAGGUCAACUGCAAACCUCACAGAGGUGUUUAAAGAAGACUUAUCUUCUGAGUCUGUGGCUACUCAACGGGACAAUGUCCAGAGGUCAAAGAGUACAGCUUGUGAACCUUCUGGAAGGCUACCGAGAGGAGUAGCACAGGGAGGAAAAGGAGAAGUUGGAGGAAGAGAAAUAACAAAAGAAGUAGCAGAUGGAAAAGUCUUAGUGGGAGAACGAGAAGUAACAGUUUCAGAAGGAAAAGUCACAGAAGAAGAAAUAUCAGAAGUUCCAGAAGACAAUGUAUCAGGAGGAGCACUAACAGGAAUACUUACAGGAGUAGUAGGAGGAGUAGCAGCAGGAGGAGCCGUGGGUGUAGCUGUUCUAGCUUUGGGAUUGUCAGCAGGAGUAGGGGGAGCAGUAGGAGCUGCAGUUGGAGGUGCAGCAUUAGCAGAGAUUAUUCAGAGACAUCUUUGUUUGUAUUCAAAAAAGACAAAUGGAGUAGCAGAAAGUCGUGAAAAAGAAAAUACUGAUGUAGUCACCAAAAAAAAUCUGUGAAGAAAAUAAAUGGCAACAUUUUGGAAGUGUAUACUUUUUUAAAUAACAAAUUAGUUAUAUAAUGUUCUUGGAAUAAUGAUAAUAGUUAUACUGUAGUGUAAUGAGAAAUGUCUGUUGAGGAAGAGUGAAAGUGUAUUUGAUGAAGAGGUGUGUCUGGCCCCACCAAACUGGAAUGUAACUAAAUGCAUGAUAUUGUGGACAAUUAUCUGUAGUGUUUUUUCCCUGUUCCCCAUUAAGGGCAGAAUAGGCUGAUAUGCUUUAUUGUACUGUACGUGUUAUGGAUGGGACUUCACAAGAACAUUGUAGAAAUGAUCGUCCUUGUUGCAUGUCAGACAACAACUGAUGGCAACGCCCUGUCCAUUCGAUAAUUUUGCAUUGAUUUUGUGGGACAGUUCCUGUCCUUUGUGUGUUCAUUGUGUUUGUCCAGGUAAAGUAAUGCCAAUGACUAUUUGGGGGAGUGUUUUAGAUAUGUCGUGUUGGUAUGUAACUAUGUUUUGUACUGUAACUUUAUGACUUGAUUGUAAUAAAUUGUGUUACUUUGGAAUAUAGAUUACUACGGCAUUCCUCGUUCAUCUCCACUCUCAAGCUUAUAGGUCUACUUAUACACUCACCUAAAGGAUUAUUAGGAACACCAUACUAAUACUGUUAUUGACCCCCUUUCG
Molecule: messenger RNA, 1889 nt
Organism: Esox lucius (northern pike)
Lineage: Eukaryota; Metazoa; Chordata; Actinopteri; Esociformes; Esocidae
Exons: 3
Coding region: 517-1227 (236 amino acids)
Source: RefSeq, a predicted model, not a curated record